Puntigrus tetrazona (Sumatra barb) is the source of this 3040-nucleotide messenger RNA. It is a transcript of the gene sgk2a, whose product is annotated as serum/glucocorticoid regulated kinase 2a. The transcript is spliced from 13 exons. Gene Ontology annotation, molecular function: ATP binding; protein serine/threonine kinase activity. Lineage: Eukaryota; Metazoa; Chordata; Actinopteri; Cypriniformes; Cyprinidae. The record is from RefSeq and is a predicted model, not a curated record. Gene Ontology annotation, biological process: protein phosphorylation. The coding region runs from base 643 to 1728 and encodes 361 amino acids.
UAUCUUUAAGACAUCUUAAAAUAGUGAAGCAAAGGUUUAAAUAUAAAUAUAAUUUGGCCAAUUUAUAUGCAUUUUUAACUUGUGAGGGCACCCGAAAUGGACUCAAAAAUGAGUCACUUUGUCUAAAUGAAGGAAUGCAAUAGGCUUCUGCAGUUUUUAUAAGCAGCUAAUAAAUACUGACCCAAAUCCACACCCAGCUCUGCAUUUCCAAAAUAAAAACCAAAGAUUACUGCUUUAUUUAUGUAUCAUUUUUACAAAGAAAAAUGUCCCCAGGUGGACUUGCGUAUGUCUGGGGACACUUUUGUUUCCGAUGCGUGGUGAAGUAUAUACACGCGCGCACACGCAUAAACAGCGCGUCUCUCUGGCUCACACACACACACACACACACACACACAAACAAGGCUCUCAUAUCUCUGCUGCACACAUGGGUUGAUCAUUCACCCGGGCCUUCAGCCAAAGCAGCUGCAUAACCAGACGCUUCUGAGACACGCAGAAAAUGAUGCACUUCAACAACACAUGAUCAGCGAAACUUCAUCAGCUGUAUAUUUCACGCCGACGGGAACCUGAAGAUCCGGUUUGUGAGCGGACCAGCGUACGAGCUCAGCGCAGAUCUUCACGGAUCCGACGGCCGAGAAACACAAGAUGGCUCAUUACGACCCAUCCUUAUCGUCUCCAUCCGACGAGGUCAAUCUGGGUGUGUCGGUCAAUCCUCAUGCCAAACCUACAGACUUUGACUUUCUGGCCGUGAUCGGUAAAGGAACAUUUGGGAAGGUGCUCUUGGCCAAACUGAAAGCCGAUGGAAAGUUCUAUGCCGUGAAAGUUUUGCAGAAGAAAGUCAUAUUGAAGAAAAAAGAGCAAAAGAACAUAAUGGCAGAGAGGAACGUGCUGCUCAAGAGCCUGAAGCACCCUUUUCUGGUCGGGCUGCACUACUCCUUUCAGACCUCGGAGAAGCUGUAUUUUGUCCUGGAUUACGUCAACGGUGGAGAGUUAUUUUAUCACCUGCAGAGAGAGCGCUGUUUCUCCGAGGCUCGAGCUCGCUUCUACACGGCGGAGGUGGCCAGUGCCAUCGGAUACCUUCACUCUCUCAAUAUAGUUUACAGAGAUCUCAAGCCGGAAAACAUUCUGUUAGACUAUCAGGGUCACGUGGUGUUAACAGAUUUCGGUUUGUGUAAAGAAGGCAUAGAACCCGAAGGGACCACCACAACCUUCUGCGGCACUCCAGAGUAUCUGGCCCCUGAGAUCCUACGCAAAGAGCCGUAUGACCGCACUGUGGACUGGUGGUGUCUUGGAGCUGUGCUCUUUGAGAUGCUGUACAGCUUACCUCCAUUCUACAGUCGGGACAUGUCUGAGAUGUACGACGCGAUCCUUCACAAACCUCUGCAGCUGCCACCGGGGAAGUCCGAGGCCUCGAGUCACCUGCUCUGCGGACUCCUGCAGAAAGAUCAGCAUCGCCGGUUAGGAGCCAUUGCUGAUUUUUUGGAGAUUAAAAAUCACGUGUUCUUUGGCCCCAUUAACUGGGACGACCUCUACCACAAGCGAAUCACUCCUCCAUAUAACCCAAAUGUGAGAGGCCCAGCAGACCUUCAGCACAUUGACCCAGAGUUCACCAGAGAGAUGGUGCCCAACUCCGUGGGCCGCACUCCGGAGCCCACCCCCAGCCUCGCCACCAGCAGCUCCAACGCCUUCAACGGCUUCUCGUACAUCUCUGGAGAAGACGGCUUCCUCUGAGGAGUUUCUGGACACUGGAAAAACACUGGACUGUAAUGAGGGUAAAAGCUGUGACACUGGAAAUGCAACGAGUUUUAAGAUGCCGUGCUCAUUUUGCAUUCAUGAGAAGAUGUUUCAUCAGUACGCACUCGUGGUCAUUGUGUAACAUUGUGUGGACAUUGGGGGGAGACAGAUUUGUUGAUUGCGCCACUGGCAAAGCAGCUAUAGUUGCAAAAGCUGUAAAAGUCUAGGUUUCUGAUCUUGCUCAUCUUUUGGGGGUUGUGGAUCUGCGUGCCUUACUCUUGGCAACAUCCUCAUUUAAUCUUCUUCAUCUGAUUACUGAAAAGCAUUAAAAACCUUCGCUUUGUAACGUUUUGUUGCAAAACAACCCGUAAGAGCAUUUCUUCUGUUAAAAAGGCAUUGAAAAUGCCCCAAUCGAGUCUAUUUCAUGUGUGAUCCAUUAAUGUGAACUUUAAUCUAACUGUGCUUUAUGAAAUCAUGUAUUAAUGCUCAGAAAGUCUUCAGAAAUGUGAACAACCAUUGAUAAAUGUAUAUGUUUUUAUUUCUCAUUGAAGCUAUACAGAUAUACUGCUCAUAAUGUUACAUGUUUUAGUUUAGGGUCGAUUUGUGAGACAUGUCAGAAUUCACCUUGAAAAAAAAGUGCUGAGAUUUUACUUAAUUUUCCUCUGAUGUGGCACUUUUUGUUUCCGUAUGACAAAGCAGCAAGAAUUCAUAAAAACAUUACAUUCACACCCAGGCAGAGGAUCUCCGUCUAUUUCAAUAGUAACAUUUAUUGUACAAGACCGUGAGCAGAAACUUGUAUCCUUGUCCUGCUGGUGAUAAAUGUAAAUUAAAACGAAAAGAAAGAGUGUUUCAUGAGAGUGCGGAUCAUGGUCUUGUAUAAAAAAUUAUUUACUGGAUUGACGCGCCUAAAUAAAAGAACAAGCCAUAAAAUAGCGCUGUGCAAACUAUGUUUGUGGGAUGGUAACAUUAAACUUAAACUUGCUACAGUUAGGAGCACAGAUGCUGUGUGUAUAUUGUUAAAAAUGUAAUCAAAGAAAUGGACCAUACUGACUUUUCAGGCAUUUUCUAUAAAGUUAGUGUACUAUGUGGGAGGUGCAAUGCAAGAUAAGCAGUCUUAAAGGCACUGUAAUCAGCAAAGAUGAAUAUAUACAAAUGUGUGCUUUCCACACUGUACAGCAACUUUUGAAAAAGUUAGGAUAUAAUGUAUACUCUCUCUGACGUUUCUCCCUGUUUUGAGACAUUUAAAAAUGAUUUUAGAAUUUUAUUGAACUCUAUAAAACUAUUAAAAGUGAAGAUUGCAUUCAAACUC